GUCCAAGUCCACAAAACGCCAUGACACUCACCAGGCUCCUCCAGGUUGCUCAGCGAGUCUAGUCAUGUAUCCAAAGAACGUCCGAUGUUUGUGUUUGGGUUUUGUAAUCGUGUUGGUGUUCCAGUCGUGCAAGAGUGAACGAACGGACUCAGAAAACUGUGAAGUUAGCGAAGGCGAAGACAUUCGCCAUGGAAGUGACAGACCUGUGGAAGUAGAGAAGAGAUACUAUUUCGCCGUGGGCUCAGUUCCUCUGGGAAGUUCUUACGCUGCCCUACCCGAACCAUACAACUGCACAGCUAACCAAACAUGUGAGGUAGACAGUGACUGCAAGAAGUGUUUCCCGAAUCUGGAAAUGGCUUUUCAAUAUGGAAUUGACGACGUUGCAUUUGGACCUAUUUGUCAAAACGACACAAGACAAAACUUGUCCGAUGAACUCGAGGGGCGCUGCAGCUGUGGUGUCGGAAGAUGUUUCUCUUAUAGCACGGACAGAGCGACCGGAAAGCAAUUCUACUAUUGUGGUCAAUGUGGAUACGUUGGGGCAAGUUGUGCUGUUCACCGCUGUAUUCAUCCUUUGUCUGAAUGCCGCAAUGGUUUCUGUGAAUGCAUCGAGCAAGGGAUCUUCUACAACUUGGCGUUCUGCUACAUUCCUUACUUCGGGGCGAAAGUCAUUGUCCAGAUGUUCAUUAGCACACUCAUCAUUGUCUCUCUGUGUGGCGUCCUGGCUUACAGCUACCACAGAUUAUCAAGCUCAAGGAGAAGAUACUUCAGACGAUUCAACUCGUGGCGAAGAAGCAGCGUCGUGCGAGAGAGCCCGCCAGAGGACACGCCUCCCACAUACGACGACGUGGUGGAAAAAGUACCGUCUUACCAGGACGCUUUGGAAAUGGAAAAUAGCACCCUGCAAGGCAACGACAACCCAGCCUUCGAGGACGACGAAGAAGGGCCACCGCCUUCCUAUGAGGAAAGCGCCGUCCACGGCGUCAAACCCUCAGGAGAUCCGCCUUCGGGAGGAACCAGCGCCGAUACAAAUAGAGUCGCGUCACUCGAAGACAACGAUCAACCAAGAGUCCAUUCGACGUCGGACGACCUGCCAAUCAGCCCAGCAGUUUCUGACGAGCAACCCAUUGAACAGCCUAUACGAGACGCCCUUGGCGAAUAUAGGCGGCAGUAGAUUACUGGCCCAUUACGGGCUGCUCUAGGAGCAAGAGCCCGUGCUGGCAUAAGGCCAGCUAAAUCUAAAAUAACAGCUACUGGCCCAUGCGCAUAUGCACGUUUGUUACACGCAUGUGGAAAAUUGCUGAUAGAUACUGAAAACUUUCUUCUACCUCAUCUCAGAUGACCGAAGUAAAUACUGUAAGGAUUGCAUAUGCAGAAAAGGCCAAGGUGCUCUUUUCGAUACCUGUAACCUCCCUUUCAUUAUUUUAUUCUUGCGAUGAUAAACACCACUUUAUUUAUUUUUAAUCUGGUUACUCUUGCUUCCCUGCUCACUUAUAAACUUUAGCUCGUUAAGGACCUUUAGUUUUAGUCUUGUCGCCAUCAACAUUGAAUUAAAAUAAUGUAGACUUUAGAUAUAUUCAUCAGGAUCACCUGUACAUACAACGAAUAAAACUGAUAUGUCAUUCCUUCGUUACUUCCGUGGACAUAUUUUAUAUUGUU
This is a messenger RNA of Macrobrachium nipponense, 1656 nucleotides long. RefSeq lists its product as uncharacterized. The transcript is spliced from 8 exons. The record is from RefSeq and is a predicted model, not a curated record. The coding region runs from base 65 to 1171 and encodes 368 amino acids. NCBI's taxonomy places the organism in Eukaryota, Metazoa, Arthropoda, Malacostraca, Decapoda, Palaemonidae.